This is a messenger RNA of Aureococcus anophagefferens, 747 nucleotides long. RefSeq lists its product as hypothetical. Lineage: Eukaryota; Pelagophyceae; Pelagomonadales; Pelagomonadaceae. The annotation marks the transcript as partial. The transcript has a single exon. The record is from RefSeq and is a predicted model, not a curated record. Gene Ontology annotation, biological process: protein phosphorylation. Gene Ontology annotation, molecular function: protein kinase activity; ATP binding.
GCCUUCGCGACGGAGCUGGCGAUCAUGGUCAAGCUGCGGAGCCCGCGGGUCGUCCAGGUGCUGGGCGUCGUCACGACGGACCCGACGUGGCUGGGCUUCGUCGUGGAGUACAUGGCCGGGGGCACGCUGCGCGCGCGCCUCGACGAGACGCGCGCGGAGCACGGCGAAGGCGCCGUCGUCGCCGCCGACGAGGCGCAGAAGCGGCGGUGGCUCGGCGACGUCGCGCUGGGCAUGCAGUACCUCUACGCGCGCGGCGUGGAGCACCGGGACCUGAAGACGCUGAACGUGCUCCUCGACGAGGCGCGGCGGCGCUGCAAGGUCACGGAUUUCGGGCUCUCGAAGUCGAACGACCUGAACACGGCGGCGACGACGAUGGCGACGCAGCAGGGCGGCGGCGCCAAGGGCACGCCGGCCUACAUGGCGCCCGAGCUGUUAGGGGCCAACGCGUUCACGGAGAAGACGGACGUCUACGCGUUCGCGAUUUUGAUCUGGGAGGUGCUCGACGGCGGCGUGCCCUGGCCGGGCAUCAACCCCAUGCAGGCGCGGGCGCCACGUCCCGCUUUUUUGGCACCUAUUGCGCGACUCUUCCGCCCCUCGCAGAUCGGCAUGAAGGUGCUCGUCCAGAAGGCGCGGCCGCCCGUGCCCGAAGACGCGCCGCCGGACCUCGUCGCUUUGAUGGAGCGGUGCUGGGCGGACGACCCGGCCGCGCGGCCGACGUUCGACGCCUGCCGGUCGUGGCUCGCGGAG